AUAUAGGGCGUACAUCUACCGUAGCGCGUGCGCUCAAUUUAAGCACCUGACUGGUUUAGGUUACUCAUGGCAAAGUGAACCUGAAGUUAAAAUAAACUAAGCAAGAAAAGACCACAGUUUGUAGAACAGUCAUGGCUGUGAACGUUUACUCCACAUCAGUAACUAGUGAGAAUCUCAGCCGCCAUGAUCUGUUGACGUGGAUUAACAGUUCCCUCCACAUGAACCAUGCCAAGAUUGAGCAGCUGUGUACAGGUGCUGCCUACUGUCAGUUCAUGGAUAUGUUGUUUCCAUUGUGUGUGCCAUUGAAGAGGGUGAAAUUCCAGGCCAAACUAGAACAUGAAUAUAUCCACAACUUUAAAAUCCUUCAAGGAAGCUUUAAAAAGCUAGGGGUUAAUAAAAUUAUCCCAGUAGACAAGCUUGUGAAAGGGAAAUUUCAGGAUAACUUUGAGUUUGUGCAGUGGUUUAAGAAAUUCUUUGAUGCUAACUAUGAUGGAAAGGAAUACGAUCCAGAAGCUGCUCGACAGGGUCAGGAGGUCACUGCCUCCCAGUGUCCAGCUCCAGGUUUGGCCAGUAAACCUCGGAAAGGCAGUCUGGAGACACGGAUCAGUUCAGUGAAGCCUACAGCUCCAGUUGCUCCGCAGAGAAUUGCUGUAGCUUCUCCAAAGAAGACAGCUCCUCCAGUGCAGAGGACAGACUCGGGGGCCAAAGAAGACAAUUUGCAGAUGGAGAUAAGUGAUCUACAGUGCAUCAUUGCGGAUUUGGAGAAGGAGAGGAACUUUUAUUUCGGCAAACUGAGGAACAUUGAACUCAUUUGCCAGGAAAAAGAAGGGGAACCCGAUCCCACACUGCAAAAAAUAUUUGCCAUUCUUUAUGCUACAGAUGAAGGUUUUGAGAUCCCAGAGGAAGUUGCUAAUGAACCAGAAGAGUUUUGAACAGUCUUUAGGCAAUUGUCUGAAUGUUAAGCUGUUGUUCAAAUGGGUGUGUUUUGCAUACACACACUCCCAUCUUCCUUCAGUCAGGUGCCUUUUGAUCUUUUGCUUUUGCAUAUUGACAUUUGAGUGUUUUAUGUUUGUAAAUGUUCUAAUUCUGUGGGGUUCGAAUAUUUAUUUCUGAAUUAGCAAAUGAUUGAUUUCAAUAUUAUUAAAGAUGUUUGUCGCAUUUUCCAAA
Clarias gariepinus (North African catfish) is the source of this 1167-nucleotide messenger RNA. It is a transcript of the gene mapre1a, whose product is annotated as microtubule-associated protein, RP/EB family, member 1a. Gene Ontology annotation, molecular function: microtubule plus-end binding. Gene Ontology annotation, cellular component: spindle midzone; cytoplasmic microtubule; microtubule organizing center. The transcript has 8 exons. The record is from RefSeq and is a predicted model, not a curated record. Lineage: Eukaryota; Metazoa; Chordata; Actinopteri; Siluriformes; Clariidae. The coding region runs from base 132 to 932 and encodes 266 amino acids. Gene Ontology annotation, biological process: regulation of microtubule polymerization or depolymerization; protein localization to microtubule plus-end; spindle assembly.